UGAAAAGCCCCAGUUUCCGGCUAUUGGCGGCAAGUUAACUUGUGUGAAUUACACAUUUCGAAAAGAUAAUAUCUUAAUAACAAAGACAUAGCAGAACAUUUAGCACAGUAAUGAGUUUGCCUUUGAACCCCAAGCCUUUCCUGAAUGGCCUGACAGGCAAGCCUGUGAUGGUGAAGCUGAAGUGGGGGAUGGAGUACAAGGGCUACCUAGUAUCUGUGGACAGCUACAUGAACAUGCAGUUGGCAAACACAGAAGAGUAUGUAGACGGAGCAUUAGCGGGUCACCUCGGAGAAGUGUUAGUAAGGUGCAAUAAUGUCUUGUAUAUUAGAGGAGUGGAAGAGGAGGAGGAGGAUGGAGAAAUGAGAGAAUGAAGAGGGGAGAUGUACGGCCGAAGAUCUGGAUGAUUGUUAUGUAUAUUCCUGUUUGUAUUUUUGUUUGAAUUUUCACUGUGGAAAAUAGACUAAGUUAGAAUUUGUGAAAUUUUCAAGAAAAUGUAAAAAAACAAAAAAAAAUGAAUAAAACGAACUGAUGCAUUGUGAUGCAGCCAAUUAUUAUCAAUAUAGAAACAAUACAAUAUCCUUUUGCUAAAUCUGCCGUUAUGGGGUGUUUUUCUAUGUUUGGAGGGAACAAGUAUUCCUUUUGGAAUCCAUUCCAAGUCAUGAUGUGGAAUAAAUGUAACGUGAACAUA
Esox lucius (northern pike) is the source of this 688-nucleotide messenger RNA. It is a transcript of the gene snrpf, whose product is annotated as small nuclear ribonucleoprotein polypeptide F. Gene Ontology annotation, molecular function: RNA binding. The transcript has 4 exons. Bases 111 to 371 code for a protein of 86 amino acids. Lineage: Eukaryota; Metazoa; Chordata; Actinopteri; Esociformes; Esocidae. Gene Ontology annotation, cellular component: catalytic step 2 spliceosome; U1 snRNP. The record is from RefSeq and is a predicted model, not a curated record. Gene Ontology annotation, biological process: spliceosomal snRNP assembly; mRNA splicing, via spliceosome.